Molecule: messenger RNA, 2230 nt
Organism: Aphis gossypii (cotton aphid)
Lineage: Eukaryota; Metazoa; Arthropoda; Insecta; Hemiptera; Aphididae
Gene: phr6-4
Product: cryptochrome-1
Exons: 1
Coding region: 283-1890 (535 amino acids)
Biological process (GO): entrainment of circadian clock by photoperiod; circadian regulation of gene expression
Cellular component (GO): cytoplasm; nucleus
Molecular function (GO): FAD binding; DNA binding
Source: RefSeq, a predicted model, not a curated record
AGAUAAUACAGAUAAUACACUUCAAUUUCAAGUUGAAACUUUUAACUUUCAACUUUCAAAUGAACAAUAUUAAUGAUUAAAUAUGUUUGUACUUAUACCGCUAACAAAGCUAAAACUACCAAAACGCUCGUAAUAAAUCCAUUACUUUACAUCACUUGUAGCAAUUUUAUUUUUGUCGUCCAAAAUAGCAAAACGUACAUUUUCAAAUUACCUAUCUCUUCUACUUGACAUACUUACUAUUUAGAUACAACAAGAUCAUAAUAUUGUAAUAUUUAUAACAACAUGGACAAGAAAAAUGCAGAUGUUGGACAUGAGACAACGGUGCACUGGUUCAGGAAAGGUAUGCGUUUGCAUGACAACCCAGCAUUUAGGCUAUCGUGUGAAGCGAGAAAUAGUAAAGGUGAGUGUUUCAAACUUAGACCAAUUUACAUACUGGACCCUUAUUUCCGUAAAUACAUACGGGCAGGUGCGAACCGUUGGAGGUUCUUGCAGCAGAGCCUGGUGGACUUAGACACUACAUUACGGAAACUAGGAACACGGCUAUAUGUUAUCAGAGGGUUGCCACAUGAAGUUUUUCCGGACUUGUUUGCUAAAUGGAAUGUAAAACUGUUGACGUUUGAGUUGGACACUGAACCAUACGCUCGUGAGAGGGAUAAUCAAGUGGAACAACUGGCCAGAAAACAUGGUGUCAAAGUAGAACAAAAGGUCUCGCAUACUAUUUAUAAUACUGAACUUGUACUCAGAGCAAAUGGAGGUAGUGUUCCAAUGACUUACCAGAAGUUUAUAUCUGUUGUUGAGUCUAUGCCAAAUCCUCGUCGACCAAUACCUGCACCAGAUACGUUGCCUCCCGAGUGUCUACUUAAUGAUGACUUGAAUAACCAAGAGUUUGAUGUGCCAACAUUGAACGAAUUAUUAACUUUAAAGGGUUUUAACCCCGCAGAACUUAAACCAUGUUUAUAUCCUGGUGGAGAAAAAGAAGCUCUCAGGCGUUUGGAAGAAUAUAUGAAAAACAAGACAUGGGUAUGUAAAUUUGAAAAACCAAACACAUCACCAAAUAGUCUGAAACCUAGCACUACUGUAUUAAGUCCAUACAUGAAAUUUGGGUGUUUAUCAGCCAGUCAUUUUUAUUAUAGAUUAAAAGAAGUUAUUGGUAAUAGCCCUCAUUCUAAACCCCCUGUAUCUCUGAUUGGUCAGUUGUAUUGGAGAGAGUUUUAUUAUACUGUUGGGGCUUCAACUCCCAAUUUUGAUAAAAUGGAAGGCAAUCCAAUUUGCUGUCAGGUACCAUGGGACAACAAUCCUGAUGCGUUAGAAGCCUGGACAAAUGGUAAGACAGGAUACCCAUUCAUUGAUGCUAUUAUGAGACAAUUGAGAGAUGAAGGAUGGAUACACCAUUUAGCUAGACAUGCUGUUGCAUGUUUUUUAACCCGAGGAGAUUUGUGGAUAUCUUGGGAAAAGGGCUUAGCUGUAUUUGAAGAAUUAUUACUAGAUGCUGAUUGGUCAAUGAAUGCUGGAAAUUGGAUGUGGUUGUCAGCAUCAGCAUUUUUCCAUCAAUUUUUUAGAGUUUACAGUCCAGUUGCAUUUGGUAAAAAGACUGAUAAGAGUGGUGAUUACAUUAGAAAAUAUAUUCCAGAAUUGGCCAAGUAUCCAGAUCAGUAUAUAUAUGAACCAUGGUCAGCACCUAAGUCCAUUCAAGAAAGAGCGGGUUGUGUGAUUGGAGUGCAUUAUCCAAAACGAGUGGUAGUGCAUGAAGAUGUAUACAAAAAUAAUAUUACAAAAAUGUCACUGGCUUAUAAGAGUACCAAAGCUGGUAAGAGUUCUUCUAAUACUAAAAAAUCUAGAGAAAUGUCAUCCCCGGAUAAAAAAAAUAUAAAAAAAGCUAAAUUAAAAUGAUUUUGUUUUGUUAUUCAAUUUGUUUUGAAUAAAUAAUUUCUUAUGUGAUUUUAAUUUUUAAUAAUUUUAAUAAUUAUAUUAUUGUUAUACUAUUUAUACUGUAUUAAACACUUGAAUGUAUAUUUUUUGAACUCAAGAAUUAAUAUUUUUAUGCAUUGGUAGGUAUACUUGGUAAAUAUAAGAUAAUUAAAGUAAUUAUAAGUACCUAUUGUUUCAAUUUUCACAUCAAUAAUAAUAAAUUAUAAGUUACUUAAUGUACAACAAAACUUUUCUAUAAUGUAUUAUUUUUGAUAAUUUUACCCAACUUAAUUUUUUAAUUAAAUGUCGAAUCUCGUAUUAA